AUGCACCAACCCACUAUCUAUCUAUCUAUCUAUCUAUCUAUCUAUCUAUCUAUCUAUCUAUCUAUCUGUUGGUGGAUCUAUCUAUCUAUCUAUCUAUCUAUCACAUCAUAUUCAUUAUCUAUCUAUCUAUCUAUCUAUCUAUCAUUUCGUAUUCAUCUAUCACAUUAUAUUAUCUAUCUAUCUAUCUAUCUAUCUUCAUCUAUUUCAUAUUAUCAUCUAUUAUCUAUCUGUCAUUCAUUAUCUAUCUAUCUAUCUAUCCAUUCAUUCUCCAUCAUCUCCAUCUAUCUAUCUAUCAUGUUCAUCCAUCUAUCUAUCUAUCUAUCACAUUUCUUCAUCUAUCUAUCUUAUCUAUCUAUCUAUCUAUCUAUCAUCUAUCUCUAUCUUCGUCUGUUCAUUAUCUAUCUAUCUAUCUAUCUAUCUAUCUAUCUAUCUAUCUAUCACAUCAUAUUCAUUAUCUAUCUAUCUAUCUAUCUAUCUAUCUAUCUAUCUAUCUAUCACAUUUCGUACUUCAUCUAUCACAUUAUAUUCAUUAUCUAUCUAUCUAUCUAUCUAUCUAUCUAUCUAUCUAUCUAUCUAUCUAUCUAUCGCAUUAUAUUCAUCUAUCUAUCUAUCUAUCUAUCUAUCUAUCUAUCUAUCUAUCUAUCUAUCACAUUUCAUUGUUCAUCUAUCAAAUUGUGUUCAUUAUCUAUCUGUCACAUUAUCUAUCUUCAUCUAUCUAUCUAUCACAUCAUAUUCAUCUUCUCAUCUAUCUAUCUAUCUAUCUAUCUAUCUAUCUAUCUUCGUCUGUCUUAUCUAUCUAUCUAUCUAUCUAUCUAUCUAUCUAUCACAUUUCAUUCUUCAUCUCAUCUGUCAUCUAUAUCUAUCUAUCUAUAUCUAUCUAUCUAUCUAUCUAUCAUCUAUCUAUUAUAUCAUAUUAUCAUAUCUAUCUAUCUUCAUCUAUCUAUCUAUCACAUUUCAUUCUUCAUCUAUCAAAUUAUGUUCAUUAUCUAUCUGUCACAUUCAUCUAUCUAUCUAUCUAUCUAUCUAUCUAUCUAUCUAUCUAUCUAUCUAUCUAUCUAUCUAUCACAUCAUAUUCAUUAUCUAUCUAUCUAUCUAUCUAUCUAUCACAUUUCGUACUUCAUCUAUCACAUUAUAUUCAUUAUCUAUCUAUCUAUCUAUCUAUCUUCGUCUGUUCAUUAUCUAUCUAUCUAUCUAUCUAUCUAUCUAUCACAUUUCAUUCUUCAUCUAUCAAAUUAUGUUCAUUAUCUAUCUGUCACAUUCAUUAUCUAUCUAUCUACCUAUCUAUCUAUCUAUCUAUCUAUCUAUCACAUCAUAUUCAUUAUCUAUCUAUCUAUCUAUCUAUCUAUCACAUUUCAUUCUUCAUCUAUCAAAUUAUGUUCAUUAUCUAUCUGUCACAUUCAUUAUCUAUCUAUCUAUCUAUCUAUCUAUCUAUCUAUCUAUCUAUCUAUCUAUCACAUCAUUUUCAUUAUCUAUCUAUCUAUCUAUCUAUCUAUCUAUCUAUCUAUCUAUCUAUCACAUUUCAUUCUUCAUCUAUCAAAUUAUGUUCAUUAUCUAUCUGUCACAUUCAUUAUCUAUCUAUCUAUCUAUCUAUCUAUCUAUCUAUCUAUCUAUCUAUCUAUCACAUCAUAUUCAUUAUCUAUCUAUCUAUCUAUCUAUCUAUCUAUCACAUUUCGUACUUCAUCUAUCACAUUAUUCAUUAUCUAUCUAUCUAUCUAUCUAUCUAUCUAUCGAUUUAUCCAUCCAUCUAUUCUCAUCUAUCAAUCUAUCUAUCCAUCAAUCACAUCAUAUUCAUCUAUCUAUCUAUCUAUCUAUCAUUCUAUCACAUUCACAUUAUAUUCAUUAUCUAUCUAUCUAUCUAUCUAUCUAUCAUUUCAUUCUUCAUCUAUCAAAUUUUUCAUUAUCUAUCCCAUUCAUUAUCUAUCUAUCUAUCUAUCUAUCUAUCUAUCUAUUUUUUCUAUCUAUCACAUCAUAUUCAUUAUCUAUCUAUCUAUCUAUCUAUCUAUCUAUCACAUUUCAUUUUCAUCUAUCACAUUAUAUGCAUUAUCUAUCUAUCUAUCCAUCUAUCUAUCUAUCUUCGUCUGUCUAUUUUAUCUAUCUAUCUAUCUAUCUAUCUAUCAUCACAUCAUAUUCAUUAUCUAUCUAUCUAUCUUCUAUCUAUCUAUCACAUUUCGUAUUUCAUCUAUUCAUUAUAUUCAUUAUCUAUCUAUUCAUCUAUCUAUCUAUCUUCUAUCUAUCUAUCGCAUUAUAUUCAUUUCUUCUUUCUAUCUAUCUAUCUAUCUAUCUAUCUAUCUAUCACAUUUCAUUUUCAUCUAUCAAAUUGUGUUCAUUAUCUAUCUUCACAUUCAUUAUUUCUUUCACAUCAUAUUCAUUAUCCAUCUAUCUAUCUAUCUAUCUAUCUAUCUUGAUUUUAUCUAUCUAUUAUCUAUUUUCUAUCCAUCUUUCCAUCAAUUCCACAUUUAUCUAUCGUCAUUAUUCUGUCUUCAUUUUCAUCUAUCUACCAUCCAUCACAUCUAUCUAUCUAUCUAUCUAUCCAUCCAUUUUAUCCUUCUCGUUAUCUCAUCUAUCUAUCUAUCUAUCUAUCUUCACAUUUCAUUCUUCAUCUAUCAAAUUAUGUUAAUUCCAUCCAUCUCCAUCUGUCCACAUUCCAUCUAUCUAUCUAUCCAUCCAUCUAUCUAUCUAUCCAUUUCAUCUUCCAUCCAUUAUUUCUAA
Messenger RNA from Acanthosepion pharaonis, 2709 nucleotides. NCBI's taxonomy places the organism in Eukaryota, Metazoa, Mollusca, Cephalopoda, Sepiida, Sepiidae. The record is from the annotation of a GenBank genome assembly.